GGUCGACCAGGACCAAUUGGACUUCAAGGACCGAUAGGUGCACCUGGAUUUACUGGCCCAGAAGGUUUGCCGGGAGCAAAAGGUGAGAGAGGAGCAGUGGGCCCCCCUGGACCAGCUGGACAGAAAGGCGACAAGGGCCCAAUGGGAGUUCCAGGAUUUCAAGGCAUCAACGGGAUCCCAGGUCACCCUGGGCAAUCUGGACCUAGAGGUCUGCCUGGCCUUGAUGGCUGCAAUGGUACCACUGGGAGUCCUGGCGUUUCUGGAUCAGAUGGAUUUCCUGGACUACCUGGGCUGCCUGGUCAUCCUGGCCCAAAAGGCCUUAAAGGAGAACCUGUUUUUGCUCAAGGCAGUCUUAAAGGAAUGAAGGGAGAAAAUGGUCUUCCUGGAUUGGAUGGAAUUUCUGGCCCAAAAGGUUUUCCAGGUCCAAUAGGUUCUGCAGGCCCUAUAGGAUUACCAGGUUUGCAGGGUCCGAUGGGUCCCCCUGGGCCACCAGGUCCAAAAGGUAACAUGGGAUUAGGCUUUCAAGGAGAGAAAGGAGAAAAGGGCGAUGUAGGGCUGCCUGGCCCUCCAGGUCCCCCACCAUCCACUGGAAUACUGGAAUUCAUGGGAUUUCCAAAAGGGAAGCAAGGAGAAAAGGGCGAGCCAGGCCCUCAAGGACACCCUGGAGACAAAGGAUUGCCUGGCAUGCCGGGCUUUGGAGGUGUUGGAGAAAAAGGAGAAAAAGGUGUGCCUGGCUUACCGGGUGGCCGGGGCCUUUUGGGACUGGAUGGAUCUGAUGGGAUUCCAGGGAGAAAGGGUCAUCCAGGUGUUCCAGGCUAUUCAGGACUGGAUGGAGUCCAAGGCAUGAAGGGUGAAUUAGGUGACAUCGGUCCCCCAGGCCCUCCUAUUGUUAUUGACAGGGAAGGUGUAGUCAUUUCAGGUGCCCCAGGUGACCCUGGAAAUCCAGGAAUACCUGGCCCUCCAGGAGAUGAAGGGAUCAGUGGUUUACCAGGUCUUCCAGGAGCUCCAGGAUUUCCAGGCCUGAAGAGAGACGGAAUGGGCCCUGGAGGGUCUCCAGGUAUUCCAGGUGUGAAGGGUGAAGUGGGAGAACCAGGAAGAGCAACGAUUGGAUUACCAGGCACUCCUGGCAGAAGUGGUUUACCUGGUCUGCCAGGAGCACCAGGAUUGCCUGGUUCCACACGCCCUUCCUUCCCCCCAGACACAAUCCUGGAUGGAAGAACUGGGGCCCCAGGGGAGCCUGGACAAAGAGGGCUGCCGGGAGCUUUGGGUCCAAAGGGGUCCAAAGGAGAGGCAGGUGAUUGUGCUUGUGAUGGAGGAGUUACACGAGCUGGUCUAAAAGGCAUCUCAGGUCCACCGGGUCCAUCGGGAAGCCCUGGUGUGCCUGGGAUUAAGGGCAUUGGUGGAGACCCAGGCACUGUGGGUGCACCAGGACUGCGAGGCCCUCCGGCUUUGGCUGGUCAGCAAGGUCUUCCAGGUGUUAAGGGAGAAAAAGGAGAUUCAUCCUACGCAACAGGCAGAGGUGCUCGUGGGGACCGUGGUGCAACAGCACCCCGAGGACCUUCAGGCAUCCCAGGAACCCCUGGCAGAGAUGGACUUCCAGGCUUGCCAGGCCCACCGGGCCCUCCAGUGAAAAAGGACUGCCAGGAUUACCUGGCUCCAAGGGCCAUCGUGGAGAAACUGGUUCUCCUGGCGUUGGAUAUCCAGGUCCCAGUGGAAUUCGUGGGCUUCCAGGUGACCCAGGAGUGGAUGGGUUUCCGGGACAAGCAGGUCUUCCAGGCCCUCCAG
Messenger RNA from Cariama cristata (Red-legged seriema), 1785 nucleotides. RefSeq names its product collagen alpha-6(IV) chain-like. Lineage: Eukaryota; Metazoa; Chordata; Aves; Cariamiformes; Cariamidae. The transcript is spliced from 20 exons. The record is from RefSeq and is a predicted model, not a curated record. The annotation marks the transcript as partial.